Molecule: messenger RNA, 7186 nt
Organism: Amblyraja radiata (thorny skate)
Lineage: Eukaryota; Metazoa; Chordata; Chondrichthyes; Rajiformes; Rajidae
Product: aryl hydrocarbon receptor-like
Exons: 11
Coding region: 143-2833 (896 amino acids)
Biological process (GO): xenobiotic metabolic process; regulation of transcription by RNA polymerase II; response to xenobiotic stimulus
Cellular component (GO): aryl hydrocarbon receptor complex; nucleus
Molecular function (GO): protein dimerization activity; transcription cis-regulatory region binding; nuclear receptor activity
Source: RefSeq, a predicted model, not a curated record
CGCCUGGCGGAGACGCGCUCCACUGGGCUGCGGGUCCGGGCGGCGGAGAGCGGGCAGCGGGCAGCGGGCAGCGGGCAGCGGGCAGCGGGCAGCGGGCAGCGGGCAGCGGGCAGCGGGCGAGGGAGCCGUCCCUCCUGCAGCCAUGUACGCGGGACGGAAGCGGAGGAAACCGGUGCAGAGGAGUGUGAAGCCGGUGAAUGUUGAUGGAAUCAGGUCCAAUCCGUCAAAGAGGCACCGGGACCGGUUAAACUCUGAAUUGGAACGCCUUGCGGGCUUGCUCCCUUUUGCCGAAGAUGUGACCUCCAGCCUGGACAAACUCUCUAUCCUCCGCCUGAGUGUCAGCUACUUGCGAUCCAAAACUUUCUUCCGGGUUGCCUUCAAGAACCACAGCUGUAACAAGAUAGCCGAUGGAUAUGGUAACCAUGGAAAUGGGAAGAUGCCUGGUUUGGUGGAUGGAAUUCUACCAGAGGGAGAACUUUUACUGCAGGCUCUGAAUGGAUUUGUACUGGUUGUCACAGCAGAUGGGGUUAUAUUCUAUGUCUCUCCGACAGUCCAGGACUAUCUGGGAUUUCACCAGACUGAUGUCAUGCACCAGAGUGUGUUCGAGCUGAUUCACGUCGAAGACCAGCAAGAAUUCCGCCGGAACCUUCACUGGGCCUUGAAUCCACCGGCCGUGAACAAGGCAGACAAAGGUCGGCCAGGUGAACGGGUUGCAUCUACAUCUGUAAUUCCCUACGGUCCUGAGCAGCUACCACCAGAAAACACAUCAUUCUUUGAGAGGAACUUCAUCUGCCAGUUUCGCUGUUUGUUGGAUAAUUCAUCUGGCUUUGUGGCUCUCAACCUCCAGGGACGGCUGAGGUUCCUCCAUGGACAGAACAGGAAGGCUGAGGACGGAACUCCCAUCCCACCGCAACUGGCUCUCUUUGCCCUGGCUGCUCCCCUCCAGUCCUCCUCCAUCCUGGAGGUGCGGACCAAGAACAUGAUCUUCAGAACCAAACACAAGUUAGACUUCACACCACUUGCCUGUGAUGCCAAAGGGAAGAUUGUUCUGGGAUACACAGAGGCUGAACUCCGGGCACGAGGGACCGGAUACCAGUUCAUCCAUGCAGCUGAUAUGUUGCAUUGUGCGGAAAAUCACGUCCGGAUGAUUAAAACUGGCGAGAGUGGCCUGACUGUGUUCCGACUGCUGACCAAGAACAACCGCUGGGCCUGGGUGCAAGCAAAUGCCAGGCUGGUGUACAAGAAUGGAAAGCCAGACUACAUCAUUGCAACACAGAGGCCUCUGGUCGAUGAGGAGGGAGGGGAGGAACUCCGUAAACGCACCCAGCACCAGCCCUUCAACUUUGCCACGGGAGAGGCGCUGCUCUACCAGAUAACCACCUCCUCAAAUCCAGGGCACUCACAUCUGCACCAGGCCAAGGGGAAGAGCAGCGGGGGGAGGAAGAACACCUCGGGCAAAAUCGAGAAGCACCAAAAAUCGGUGGACCCCAGCUCGCUUCUGGGCGCCAUGAUGCAGCAGGACGAGUCUGUGUACGUCUGCCACCCGGCCUCUGAGCCCAGGUAUCCUCUCAGCGGCGGCUCCUUCAGCGAAGCCGCUGACUCUGGGGACACUACUGGGUGCAACUGGCAGCUGGUUCCUGGUGAAGCAGGACAGCCAGAGGGCAACGAGAGGACACUCGAUCCCUUGCUGGCCACCUUGGACUCCCUCAACCUGGUGGCUGAGGACAACUGCUUGAACAGCGACUUGUUCAGUGCGCUCGAAAAUCUCGGACUCGGGGCGGAUGACUUGGAGCUCCUCCUGUUCGAUGAGCGGAUGGUGAGGGUGGAAACAGACCCUGACUACGUCCCCACGUUAAAUGACAUCAUGACAAAUGGUGAGAUUUUGUCCUACAUCCACGACUCGAUGGUGACCAACAACGAUCAGGAACUCUCAGGAAACGGGCAGCCAUAUCCUUUGUCGAACUUUCCCCAAGCUUCAAACAUGGACCCCACAGUCUCAGGGAAAGAAUCUCUGUCUUCCUCCCAAGAUGUUCUUCGACACCACCCUCCACUGCUGAUGCAGCAUCAAGCCCUGUCACAACCCCACCAGAACGAUCAGCUUUGGAACCAACACUCGUUGCCCUGCCAUGCACCCCGAUCUCUAGGCGAACCCACGCCUCCGCUGCUGAAAGUGCGACUGCACACGGAGUGCCAGUUUGAACCGCCAACCACAGAGCAGGUUGUUGUCAAUGGCGUGCAUUCCCUCCAUCUAGCAGACCCCCAGCCAAGGGAUGGUCACCGGUGGCGAAACUAUGUCUGCCCACCUACAGCUGUUGAGUCUGUUCCUUACAAGCUGGAUCCCUUUCAUGGCUAUGGUAUUGGACAAAAUGUGGAUUCCUAUCAGCAGCCUGUGCCAUCGUCUCUUGCCCCCACUCAAGUUGGCCAGGAAAUGGGUUACCACAUGGGUGGGACACCUUACGUGGAGUUAACAAUGACUGGUGAUAGUCAGUACCGCAGCUUCCUCACCAACUCCUCCACUUUUCAGGCUUUGUCACAGAAGCAGCCGGCACAAGGAACUCCACUCUGCCAGCACCCGCUGUCGAAUCCUUCCACUGCCCACUUUGUAGAACAUUGUCCAGAGCUGCAGCCUACGGUGGACCUGCAUGGAUUGUUUCCACCAUCCCUUGCUCAGGAUGGGUCCCAAAAGGGGGAGAACUGUGUUCCAAGCACCAUCGAUGUGGCAUAUCCUGAUGCCUGUGUCCAUCCUGGUGGAAACGAAAUGUCUUCAGACAAAAGACAGCCCUACACGGACGUUUUUGCAAACCCUCCAACGUCUGGCUAUUACAUUCAAUGACUUCCCACCAAGUGGUCAUUCCAGGGUCACCACAAGGACCACGUGCAGCAACGGAAGAUUUCUGAAGCAAACUAAAGUACUGCUGCUCUGAACUAUUGUCCAUGUAAUCCCCUUGUUUUCUUUGUUAAUGAGGGGAUGGGUUUACCGUUGAGUGUGUACUCUGCUUAAAACAAUUUUAAGGUGCUAAUUACAGAGUAGAAUGAGCUGGGCGAUUUUCAUGUAAACAUAAAUGCAGGCUGCAGUGUGAAUUGCCUUCUAAACCUGUUGCGUAGUCUACCCUUGUGUUGAUUAGAGUCAUUCAGAAUGACUGAGGAUGUGAAAGAUGGCGACAGGUUUCUGCUGUCUCAGCUGCCAUGAAUAGGAAACAGCCUCAUUUCUGAUCAUUGUCCCGUUUUAAACCAGCCAGUGGGUUGUCUCUUUCCCUUUGGUGAACAAGGUGCCUGCAGGUCAGUGAGGUCGUGAAGAAGUGUCAACGUUUAACAUUGGGGAGAAAAUUAUUUUCAGUCAGACCAAGAUCAGUGCUUUGAUAUCUUCAACAACAUGACAUCAGACACAUCAUACUUCACAUGUGUCAAUAGAGUUGCAACUUCACAAGUAUUUAAACUUUUUAAUUUGAGACUUUCAUGUAGUUGUUGCUUCAAACUGACAUUUAAGAAAAUCAACACGAUUCUGAAACUCAAACCUGAGAAUAGAGCCUCGGUUGAAAUAAUUCUUGAGGAAAGAUGUAAAAGGUUCUAGUGGGACAUUGUCUUCCGUCCUGGGCUGGGAAUGGAGAAAAGAACAAUUAGCUUUGGAGGAAUUCCACACAGAUUGAUCAGAAUGAUGAUGGGGCUCAAAUUAUUACGUUGUAGGCAUAAGUAAUAAGUAUUUUAUUAAGGAGAGAAGACAUGGGGUGAUGUAAUCAGGUCUCUAUGAAACGUGGAGCAGGUGAUUGUGUUAAUCUUGAAGAAUUAUUCAAGUCCAGGACAAUUGAAAGUAGAUCAUUCCGGUGACAUAUCCCUUCACACAAUUUUCCUGGAAGCUGUUGCUGGCUUUCACAAAUUAGACCGAUGAACCAUUUCAAGGCAAAGGGUCCAUGGAACUGAGAUAUGGAUCAGCUGAAGUCUCACUGAGCGACAGAGUGAGGUUAAUAGCUGAAAUGAGGAGGAAGAGAUACAGAAAAUUCUGAGUGUUCAAUGGCGUACACCCAUGUAUCUAUCUGACUUGGACAAUGAGGGUGGAAGAGAUUGAAUUGAACUGAAGCCCAAGGAUUCAAUAAAUUAGAAGAAGCUUGCACACAAUGAAUGGCAGGAUAUUCUAUACUGGAACAAUUGAGGUCGAGAUGAACUGCACCUUUGAAAAAGAUCUUGUUAUGAUUGGAAUUGCUGGAUCAAAGAAUGGAUAUCAAUUGAACAGAUAUUCCAAUAAAGGUAAUAAAUCAUGUGUGGAUGGGGAGGAGUAUUAGGAAUAUUGUCCACACAAGGGGUCAGUGGUGGAAUAAAGUAGAAUAGUGGAACUUCCUGUUUAUCUGUGAACGUCUGAGAGUCUUUGGGGAAAAUUUGUUUCCUCCCAGGAAUAUGGUGAUGGUUCAAAUAAUUUCUGGCAGAUGAUGAAUUGACGUAUCAAAUUCACCUUGAUUUCAAGUUUCACUUUAUAGUGGUCUCUAACCAGACUUUGAUGUCUGAAGAAGUGUCCCGACCAAAUAUUACCCAUCCUUUUUCUCCAGAGCUGUUGUCUGACCCUCUGAGUUACUCCAGCACUUUACGUCUAUUUCUGAUGCCAUUACAGAAUUACCAGAGUCAGUGCGCACUGUAAUAAAAUGAUCUCUCCCCUCAAUUUCUCUGAUUGUAAUUAAGAGACUGAGAUGAUCGACCCCAAUUGGGGAGGAGUUUUGACCAACGUGAGAGAGGAAGAAUUGUCAUCCCCUGAUCAUCUUUGAGUGAUGCUGGCCGGAAGGUCUGCAUGUCUGGACAUGGGAUAUGGAGAGAGUGGUUUUGCCAGAGUAUAUCAGCCAAGUCUAGGUUAUAAGGUUGGGUUUGAUCAUGCCAUGACAGUUGGAAAACAUGAUAGUGUGCAUAGUCCUGAGCAAAAGACAGAGUGGAAUAUUGACAGCACUUGGACAGAUAGGACUUCACAGUUUGGUUGUAGCCAGUGGUUGCAAAAGGUAGGAGGCAUUGUCUAAUAAAUACGAUCAUUAUUUGUUCACCCAGGGAAACAUAUUUGGAGUGAAGCCCAAAAUACAAUAGCAAUGCUAUGUUAUUUCUGGAAUGAAUGUAAAAUCAUUUCUAUAUUUUGCCCAUAUACUUUCAUGAUUGAAAAUUCAUAAAGUAAUUUUUUUUGUCAACAUUCUGCUGCCUCUGGAACUGACUUUUUAGAGGUACUUUUGUGGGGCUGAUGGAAAAUUAAUGUUUUUGAUACUGAGUGUCCAGUUCAUGGGUUCCCAAUUGCAAGGGCUGAAGAUUGCACCAUACAGCACAGAAACAGGCCCUUCGGCCCAACCUAUCCAAGCCGAACAAGGUGGCUAACUGAGCGAGUCUCACUUGCCUGCCAAUAUCCCACCAAAACUUUCCUAUCUACCUACUAACUGACCUGUUUUCAUGCUGUAUCUCCAAACUAAGCACAAUCCCGUCCACUUAUUUAACCUUUCUCCUAACAAUUUGUCACUUUGAAUGAACUACGCACUAUUCUUGUACCAUUUUAGUGGUGUGCCCUGUACGUUGCCUCUUCCUAUUCUUCCUGCCAAAGUGGAACACUUCAUCUAUCUCAGUAUUGACUUCCAUUGCCAUCUCUGCCCAGUCCUGAAGUGUCUUACCCUCCUGCCCACAGAUGGUCACGACUGCCGGUUUUGGCCAUGUCCUCCAACACAUGUUGUAGCCGUCUUUAGCCUGGCCAAUAGUCAGCUAAUUACGAGUAACCUUGAACCACUGAGCUGUGGGGUAGAAAGAUUUACAAGAGUACCUGUGCUUGCUGAAUGUUUGAAACUCCCUAUAAAGUGAAGGCAUGAAGACCUGGGGAAAGGACAGUGUCAGUCCUGUGGGGUGCAUCACCUUUGUGGAGAACUUCUGACCCAGAUCUCCAGCAACAACAAUUCCACUUUUACAUCACUAUCAAUGUUGCAAAAAGAACAUUGAAAACUUUGGGGCAACAUAAUGACACAGCUGAUAGAGCUACUGCCUCGCAGCUCCAGAUACUUCGGUUCAAUCCUGAUCUCACGUACUGUCUGUGUGGAGUUUGCAAACUUCUCUGUAACCACGUGGAUUUCCUCCGGGUGCUCUAGUUUCCUCCCACAUCCCAAAAAUGUAGUUUAUUGUCUGCUGUAAAUUGCCCCUAGAGUGGUAGAAUGUACAGAGUAGUAGAUGGAAAUGUGAGGAGAAUAAAAUAGAGGUUAAUGUAGUUUUGGUGUAAAUGGGUGGUUGAUGGUUAGCACAGAUCUGGUAAGCUGAAGGGCCUGUUUCUGUGUUGUGGGAUUCUAUAACACUUCGCAGUUAUAGAAGGUAGGAGGCAUUAUCAUCAAAAUGUCAAAUUACAAAGAAAAAUACCCACUGAAAGUGCUUAGCUCAGGUGGGGCUCUAUAAGAACACCCUAAAGGAAGAGCAAGGACGUUUAGGAAGAAUUCGGGGCUUGGCAACUGAAGGCUGCUGUCAGUUGUGACUCCAUUAGAAUAGAGGGAGGAGUGAGAUCAAAGCAAGAGGCCAGAGUUGACUGCUUAGGCCAAGUUUGAAUCUCAAUAACAGCAAUCAACCUCCUGGGUGAGGGUAGAGGAAUUGGGAGAGGUGGAACAAAUGGUUGUUUUACACUUAUAUUUUAAGCAACAAGGACAAUCAGUAAAUGACUGUGAUGACAAUCAGUAUUGAAGCCUAACAUUACAACAUAAAUAUACAAUCUAUACUUGCAUAUUAUAUAUACAUAUAUAUUUUGUAAAUAGUGUAAUGUGUAAUUUCUAGAAAUACAUUGAGCACACCUUGAACCAAUGCUUUAUUGGACACAGAUGUAGGUCAGUUUUGUUUUUUUUACUGUCCAAUGAUAAUUUGUUGUAGUUUGACUAUACUAUAUGCUUAGCAUUUUAAUUGUCACUAAUUCUGAUGUGUCCAUUGGUGCCAUAACAUUCACACCUUGUUUUUGAAACUGAUGGUCCCACUCUUAUUUAUUGUUUUCAUUUAGGAGUCAAGAUAUUUUAUAUCUGUUGAAUUUAAAUUUGUCGUUUCGUAGCCAUCUCACGUUUAUUUGAUUAUUAACGUGCGAACACUUUGAAGAAUAAAAACAGUGAUUUGUUGUAUGAUUGCAAUCUGUAUGUUGCCUGUUGAUAUGUAAUCUUUGUUCUCCACAAUAAAGAGAUUGUGCCGUCACUUCACAGUGUUGUUCACACAAAAGAAA